CACUUUUUACCAUUCCAUUCUCUAUCAACUCAGAGUUUCAAGCUUUCGCCGGUCGAUUGCCUCUGACUUUUCCUUCUUUUCUGAUUCUUCUUCUUCUUGUGUAAUUACAUUCUUUUUUUCUCUCUUUUGCUGUUUAUUUCCCCAUUUCCAUCAUCUCAGACAACUCAAGAUGAAGACUUCCGUCGCUGUUUCUCUUCUUCUCGCCGCUGCGGCCGAGGCUCGUUUCGGCCAAGAGCAGGGCAACGGAGCCAUUGCCGCUAUUCAGGCAUUGUCAAACUUGGGUCAACCUGGACAAGCUGCCACCCUUGCCGGCAACGCCAUUCAGUUCCUCCUCGCUGCUGCAAACCCUUGUGGCAAGCUCAGCCAUGCCGAUUCAAUUCUAGAGGAGCUGGGCACAAGUGACGCUGCUGUUGCAGCAGCCCGUGGCCUCGUUGCUGCAGAGCAAAACUUCAACCCCUUUGUCGUCAGCGUCCCUUCCAUCUGCUCGGACACUACUCUGCCGAAAUCCGCACAGCUUCGGGGUGUCGUUCCCCUGAUUGACCCUGCGGUUGUCGGAUCGGAUCUCGAGAACAAGAACGCGGCGGCUUCCAAGACUAAGCCGUUCGCAGCUGAUGGCCUCAGUGUCGCUCAGGUUAUGGUCCAGAAUGGCUUCUCCAAUUUCACAGCUGUUGCUUUGGAUGGCAGCAAGUCGGAUGUUUCGGGAGGAUCGGCGGCAGUCGGAUCUUCUGCUGCUGCUGCACCGGUCGCCACCUCGGCCUCAGCAGCUCAGGCCUCUGCUCCUCCGGCUACUGCAGUGAACAACGCGGGAUGCAAUAGUAUCGCGCUCCCAACUACCAUGAUUACCAUUACGAGGACUGCUGUUGUGACUUCAGUAGCAACUGCUGAGGCUUCAAGCGCGCCCGCCUCUUCCGGCAGCGCUUCAUCUGGCAACGCCUCCUCUGGAAAUGCUUCUUCUGGUAACGCAUCAGCUCAAGCCGGAACCUGCACCGGCAGUGGCAGCACUUUGGCGUGCUCAGCUCCCAGCAAUGGCUCUGGAGCCGUCAAGAACGCCGUCACGGGCAACUUUGACGGCUUCGUAGCCUCGACCAUUGCAGGCCUGGACUUUGGACUUUGCGUUCCCACCAUGAAGUUCGAAGCUGGUCUCGACGGACGAUCCGACACCGAGUUUACCUUUCAGGCAAUCGACCCCCUCGUCAACAAGGGCCAAGAAGAGGCGCUCAACCCCAACAUCAUCACCAACCGGAUCCACGACCAGCUCACCAACGUGUGCGGAGCCAACGCGGCGGCCAAGGCUGCGGUUGCAGAUGCUCAGGCCAAGAUUUCGGCGCUGGGAACUAGGAAUGCGGAUACUGCCAACACGUGGAACUCGCUUCUUGGGUUCGCAAACACAAACAUUAACCCUGACAAUGCGCCUCAGGCCGGCCUUGUUGGUCACACCUAAGCGGAUGUGUGGUGAUGUGGGAGUGGGAGAUGGGAACAAACAAACAGCUUGGUUAGUGUACGAUAGAAAAGUGUGGUGAAAAACAAAAACACAUUAAUAAAAUGCAUAUCAAGCCGAGCUACUGAUG
Trichoderma harzianum CBS 226.95 is the source of this 1568-nucleotide messenger RNA. RefSeq lists its product as hypothetical. The transcript has a single exon. The record is from RefSeq and is a predicted model, not a curated record. The coding region runs from base 170 to 1441 and encodes 423 amino acids. NCBI's taxonomy places the organism in Eukaryota, Fungi, Ascomycota, Sordariomycetes, Hypocreales, Hypocreaceae.